Jatropha curcas is the source of this 2399-nucleotide messenger RNA. Its product is annotated as SKP1-like protein 21. The record is from RefSeq and is a predicted model, not a curated record. NCBI's taxonomy places the organism in Eukaryota, Viridiplantae, Streptophyta, Magnoliopsida, Malpighiales, Euphorbiaceae. Gene Ontology annotation, biological process: ubiquitin-dependent protein catabolic process.
CAGACACAUUAUCGCAAGAGAGAGAAACACAGAAACAGAAAACGGAAACACAAACAGAAAAAAAGGAAAAAAGGAAAAAAAAGGAAAAAAAGAAGAGCCUAUUGAAAACCCUAACACCAUUUCUUCUUCCUCCCCAUUCUUACUGGCACAUCUCUUAUAAAUUUAUUUCAUUGGUUUCAGUUCAUCUUUUCUUUUAAGAAAAGAUCUGGGGAAGCUUUCUUGUUAAGAAUGCUGAUGCAUGUGUCAUCAGGAUAUGACAAAGUGUCAGUUUGGGAAGCAUUGAUAAAGAGUUUAUACACUAACAAAGUGAAUCUUUGGAAGAAGAGACGGACUGUAUUGCCAUUAUUUCUCCAUUGUUUUUGAAACCUUAGGUGUAAGGUUGUUUACCUUUCAGACACUCCUAAUAAAUUGUUGCAGCAAUUGUCAGAUGUCAGAAGGUGGUAUGGCUGUUGUGAAACCUGAGAUGAAGUCUUACAUUUGGCUCCAAACUGCUGAUGGUUCCAUCCAACAAGUAGAAGAAGAGGUUGCCAUGUUUUGCCCCAUGAUAUGCCGAGAAAUUCUUCAAACAGGCAUGGGAUCUUCAAAAAACUAUGCUAUAUCACUUCCUCAACGGGUGAAUCCUGCUAUCUUGGGCUUAAUACUUGAUUAUUGUAGGUUUCAUCAAGUACCAGGUCGCUCUAAUAAGGAGCGCAAAACCUUUGAUGAAAAAUUUAUUCGAAUGGAUACAAAAAGAUUGUGUGAGUUAACAUCUGCUGCUGACAGCCUCCAAUUAAAGCCUUUGGUUGAUCUUACCAGUCGUGCACUUGCUCGAAUUAUUGAAGGGAAGACUCCUGAAGAGAUACGUGAGACGUUUCACUUACCUGAUGAUCUCACAGAGGAAGAAAAAUUGGAGCCUCUUAGAAACAUAACUGAUGAUCCACGCAUCCGGCUUCUAAAUCGAUUAUAUGCCAGAAAGAGGAAGGAACUGAAAGAGCGAGAGAAAAUGAAGAAUGUGGAGGUUGAGGAGGAGCGUGUAGAUGAACGUUCAGUUGACGAUCUCUUGUCAUUUAUAAAUGGUGAAGAUGGAGAUUCAAAAGGUAAUAGAACUAGUAAGAAUAAAAAGAAGAAUCGGAGAAGAAAGGACCCACCAAAGGAACCUUCUUCAAACAGUUCAAACGAAAGCCAUAAAAAGGAGACAGACAAUCAUUCUUCUGCAUGCCAUAAUGGGGAGGUUAAAGAUAUUUUGGCACCCUCUCCUAGUAAAACUUCAAAGUUGCAAGAAUCUGAUUCUGCCACGAUUUCACCUAAAAUUGAAUUUGAUGAUGCUGAUAUUGAUGAUGAUUUAGAUCCUGCAAUGAAGGAGGAACUUGACAGGGAAGUUGAGGACUUUGCUCGCAGAUUAAAUUCGGAUUGGCCAGAAAGGAUGCAGGAAAUACUUUCUUUGGGCCAAGAAAGAAGGCUAGUACCAUUGUCCAUGAAUGGGAAUGGCUCGUUGUGUAGAUAUUCAGACUGCUGUUAAGGAAAUAGAGUGCUCAUCCAUCUCUUUGUCUAAAAUGAAAUGAGGGAUUCUCAGUGGGGCUUGGUCAUCUUUUCAUUUAUAGGGCUUAUUUUCUCCAUUGAUCGAGCAUGCAAUAAUGCAUUUGAUGUGUAAACAGGUUUGGAUAGGAGAUAAUACAAGGGUAAAAAUUUCCUUGGAUAACCUUCAGCAGCUUGAGACGUUUGGUGAAGAUGCUGCCUGCAGUUCACAGCUGUCAGAAGAUAGAAGAAUUGACACUGUUAUUUGGUGUGGACUGCAUGUGAGUAUUUUGUCUGUUUCAACAUCACCAAAGUACAACAUUCUUUCUUGGCGUCUUGUAUGUUGGAAAAGCUUUUGAAAAUGAAAAAUAAGAACUCUGAAGAGACAAUAUGAGCACAAUUUGCUCAUUUGUCUUUUACCUUAUUCUGUUGUUGCAGUUGUUUGUGACUGAGCAUUCUCAUCUGCGAGCUCCUGUACCUGUCUCGAAAUUAUUUCUUUCACAAAUUUUCUUUUCUUUGGAAUAUCAUUCAGAUUUCUUUUUCCACAUUCAGUGCAUGGCUUCUACGUGUGUUGUUCACGAAGGCCACCCGUCUAGAAAAAAAAAUUGAGUAGAUGAAAUGCACAGUUGAUUUUUUGACAACCGUUCCUUGAAGAUUUGACUUGUUUCAGAAUUGUCAUAUGGAGAGAAAAUUAGGGGAAAAAAACUUUAGUAGAGGUGUAAUAACACAAUCUUGUAAUAUUAUUUUGUGAUUUUUCCAUACUAGUUCAUUUUAAGCAAAUGGAGUAUUGGCUAUGUAGCGCGAUUUGCUCAGUGGCUGAGGAACUACAAUUACAGCUGUUCUUUGUACGAAGAGAUAAUCUAAAAAUUGUCAUUAGGUUGUUCUGUCUUGCCUUUUUGAUUCGA